AGGAACUUGCUUGGACAAUUCAAUAACGGAAUCCUCCAAUAGAUUUUAACCUUUGCUGGAUCCAGGACCACAGGGAUUAGAAGGGACUCAGGCAUUAUGCAGACUAAACCCCACAAACUGACAACGACAGUUAUAGUCAAUGUGCAUAUAAGGCUCAGAUGAAUUUCCUGUUUGUCAAAACACGAACUUAUCCAGACAUGUAAGCCUACUCAGACCUGUAAAAGCUGACAUGAGUUUUUACUUCUUUUUAACUCAAUGUUGAAGAGGCAACAACAAAGCUGCUGGGCUGCCCUUGAGUCCCUGGAGCAAAUGAAACAGAGUCGGGAGGAUCCCAAUCUAGGGUGAGGUUUGUCUCAGAAGCGGUGUUGGGAAAGCCCCAAACUGUGGUGGUGAGGAGUUCCUGGAAUGGGAGGUGCUGUGGGACUAUUGUGUAUGGGGUGGGACAGGGAGAUAUUCCAGACAGGGGAGCCUUGAUGCCAGUGCACUGGUUCUCUCCAUGUCUGAGUGCAAAUGAGGGUGUCAUUGCUACAAGGAGGCACUGAAAGCUGCUCCCCCCGCCUUGUAGUUCUGGGCUGGGUAAGGGUAGGGCAUUGGCUUGGCAUAUUUAUGCCUGCUGGGUAACUGGUGUGCAGGAUUACUUUGACCAAACAGGCUUUUCAACUAUUUGCUUAAAAUGUUAUCAGGCUUAACUAUCUUGAUAGCAAACUAUCACUAAUUGAAGAUGCUGCAAUGAAAUCUUGUCGCUUGCAUCUUUGGCUGGGGAGUAUAUAACAUGCUGUUGAUGGAGAAACAGCCGCAUUUGGCAGCCAUCUCAAAAAGAAGCAACAAACCACAGGAGAAAUCACAGUUAACUGACAGCUGUACAAGGAGGAUACAAAGACAGAAAGAAGAAGCAAAGAAAUGGCAGGGAUCUGGGAACUUUUUAUUGUUCUGUCCGUGAGUCUUCUGAUUCUGCACUUCCUGAAACAUGUCUGGUCACGAAGACACUACCCUCCUGGUCCUCUUUCACUUCCUAUCAUUGGUGGUCUCUGGCGGAUCGGGAUCAUGGCUACUCAAGAAACGCUCAUUCAGAUAGCAAAGCAAUAUGGAAAUGUGUACUGUAUAUGGGGAGCAUAUGUACCAGCAGUAGUACUAUCUGGAUACCAAGCAGUGAAAGAAGGCCUUACAAACCAUUUCGAUGACCUGUUCGACCGACCAGUAACCCCAUUCCUGAAAACUGCACUUAAAAAGAAGGGCAUGGUAUUUUCAAAUGGUCACAUCUGGAAGCAGCACAGACGUUUCGGCGUGAUUACUAUGCGGAAGCUGGGGCUGGGGAAGAAAGGCAUGGAGCACCAAAUAGAAGAGGAGGCCAUUGAGCUUGUGAAGAUCAUUGCGCAGGCAAAGGGACAGCCACUUGAUCCAUCACUGCCCAUCACAAAUGCAGUUUCCAAUUUAAUAUGUGUUUUGGCUUUUGGGUACCGAUUUUCCCUCGAAGACGAAAAGUUCCAAAAAAUGAUGGAAGGUGUUGAUUUUUGCUUAAAACAUGGAGGUUCCAUAAUUCAUUGUCUGUAUGAACUCUUCCCAUGGUUGAUGAAACAUCUCCCAGGACCUCACAAUAAGGCAUUUUCUUCCAUAGCGCUAGUACAUUCAUUUGCAAAGGAAGAGGUAGAAAGGCAUAGAAAGCAGCAAAAGGAUGAGCCUCAGGAUUUCAUUGAUUUCUAUUUACUUCAAAUUGAGAAAAGCAAGGAUGACCCCAAUUCUACAUUUGAUGAAAGCAACCUGGCAGAGUGUGUUCUUGACCUCUUUAUCGCAGGGACAGAGACGACUGCUGCUACUCUGCAAUGGGGACUGCUCCUCAUGGUGUCUUAUCCAGAUGUUCAAGAUAAAGUCUACAAGGAGAUGGAAGAUGUUUUAGGUUCCUCCCUUCCCAUUUGCUAUGAAGAUCGAAAGAAACUGCCUUACACCAACGCGGUGAUGCAUGAAAUUUUGCGUGCAAAAUAUCCCUUAUUAGUUGGGAUUCCCAGACGAAGUGCAAAGGAUAUGAAGAUGCGUGGUUUUCACAUUCCAAAGGGGACAUUUGUUAUUACAGAUCUGAAUUCUGUUCUUGUUGAUCCCACACGAUGGGAAACACCUGAAGAGUUCAACCCACACCACUUUUUGGACAAGGAUGGAAAUUUCAGGUCUAGAGAAGAAUAUCUCCCAUUUGGAGCAGGGGCUCGAGCCUGUGUGGGAGAGCAGAUGGCCAAGAUGGAGAUAUUCAUCUUCCUAACCACCCUGUUGAGGGCAUUCCGUUUCCAGCUGCCAGAAGGAGUAAAGGAACUCAAUAAAAGGCCUGUUUUGGGGCUGACAUUGCACCCCCACCCUCACAAACUCUGUGCUAUUCCUCGCUGCAGUGCAUCAGGAAGCCUGUCAAAAUAAUUACCAUGGUUUGUUUAUUUUUUGCCAUAAAUUUCUCCUUUAUUAUUAUUUUCCACUUUGAUUAACAUUCUAUCCUUGGUUUACUCAGUUCUACUAUCUUUGGACCAAUUAAAAUAUCCCUCAUUUGCAGCAGGGGCAGAAAUUGGUAAUCUUUGAUAAUAUGGCACUCUGAGCUAGGCCAAAAUUUGGCACCCCCAAACAGAUCUUCUCAAUUAUGUGUCUUCUCAAUUUUGUGCCCCCUAGGCUCAGCGCCCUGUGGAGGGGAACCUCCCACAUUAUUUUUAUUUAUAAUAAUAAACCCCCUCCUACAAGCUCAUUUAAAAGGUCAUAGAAUGUUUAAUCAGCCAAAGGCCUGGAUAUAGAGAAUUUUUUUUCACCUGGUGCCUAAAGGUGUAUAAUGAAUGUGCCAGCCAAACCUUCCUGGGGAAAACAUUCCACAAACAGGGAGCCACUGCAGAAAAGGCCUGUUCUCAUGCUGCUGCACUCUGGACUUCUCAUGGAGGAGGCACACAAAGAAGGGCCUCAGAUAAUUACUCAGGGUCCAGGCUUCCGGUUUCUGGUUGCCUUAAUGGCACAGCUCCCACAACAAUGGGAGAUUGUUGGCGAAGCGAUAAAUAAAGAUGAUAGAGGGUAAUUAUCUUUGUAAACUCCCCCCAGGGUUGGGGGCGGAAGAGCUUCACUUGCAGAUCGUCUCAGGACCUGGCUUUUGCUCCGACAUGGAUGUAGGAGGCAGGGAGACGCUGAGUGCAAAAGCACUUCACCUCUCGGUAACCCUUCAAUGCCGCCAUUAAGAGCAGCAGUUCUUCUGUUCAUUAAUGGACUAAUUAGGAUUAAUGCACAGACGCGUGCUGGUAAUGAUGGGACAAGAUUAAGGACAGCCAAAUCGAAACAGCUACAAGGUCGUACAAAUUCAAAUUGGAAAGAUGACUUCAUUCGAGCUAAAAGUUGGUAUGUGUUUGGGGGGAGCCAGUUGCUUCAUUAUAAAUCCUUUGUUACAUAAAUGACUCAGCAACACCCCCAAGAAUGCAAAAAAAUAAUAAUUGUUCUUUACAGCAAGCGAAUAAAAAAGGAGAUGGGAGUAUAGAUAUGGAUUAUAAUGACAAGCAGGACUUUGUGAGGAAAAUAUUAAAGUUUGGAAUAAUUAUAAAAAGGACUUGGAACCUCUGCGGAGUUAAUUCUUACUUUGGCCACCUCCUGAGAAGAGAAGACUCCCUGGAAAAGACCCUGAUGUUGGAAAAGAUGGAGGGCACAAGGAGAAGGGGAUGACAAAG
This is a messenger RNA of Podarcis muralis (Common wall lizard), 3668 nucleotides long. RefSeq names its product cytochrome P450 2J6-like. NCBI's taxonomy places the organism in Eukaryota, Metazoa, Chordata, Lepidosauria, Squamata, Lacertidae. Gene Ontology annotation, biological process: xenobiotic metabolic process. The record is from RefSeq and is a predicted model, not a curated record. Gene Ontology annotation, cellular component: cytoplasm; intracellular membrane-bounded organelle. Gene Ontology annotation, molecular function: iron ion binding; heme binding; oxidoreductase activity, acting on paired donors, with incorporation or reduction of molecular oxygen, reduced flavin or flavoprotein as one donor, and incorporation of one atom of oxygen.